Molecule: messenger RNA, 342 nt
Organism: Drosophila grimshawi
Lineage: Eukaryota; Metazoa; Arthropoda; Insecta; Diptera; Drosophilidae
Product: bomanin-068
Exons: 2
Coding region: 59-178 (39 amino acids)
Biological process (GO): defense response
Source: RefSeq, a predicted model, not a curated record
UACAACCGUAGUUUUGCUUGAGUCUUCAACAGAAACAAAAUAUUACAAAACCAUCAACAUGAAAUUCCUGUCGAUCGCUUUCUUGCUCGGCCUCUUGGCUCUGGCUAGUGCUAAUCCACUCAGUCCUGGCAAUGUCAUCAUCAAUGGCGAUUGCAAAGUGUGCAAUGUUCGUGCCUAGGACGACCUAAAUCCUUGAAGUUGCCAUCCUCAUCAUCUGCCAUAUAAUUAAUAACCAAAUAGUACAAUGUUGUGAAUGUGAAGCGUAUAUUUUAAGUACACAAAUCAAACAAAAUAACCACAAAAUGUUUAAUAAAUUCUGCAACGUAAAUUCUUAUCACUAAA